CAACACUUCUCCGGUAGCCAUCUAGUCCUCGCUCAUCCGCCACGACGCUCUCAUCUCAAACUUUCUCUUUCCAACACAUUUUUUUGUUUUGUUUUGUUUGUUCACUUGAUUAGUUUUCAUUUUUUUAAAAAUUACAUCGACGUUAAUACCUUAAAAAUGGUGGGCCGCAGUAAAGAACAAGAACAAGAAAUUGUUGAUUGGAUCGAAGCCGUAUUGGGCGAGAAAUUGGCCGGCCAGCCGUACGAGGAUUUACUACGCGAUGGAAUCGUCCUGUGCAAAUUGAUCAACAAAAUUGCCCCCGGCUCAGUUAACAAGAUUCAAACGAGCGGCGGCAGUUUCAAAUUGAUGGAGAACAUUCAAAGGUUCCAAACGGCGUUGAAAAAGUAUGGCGUUCCAGAAGAAGAGAUAUUUCAGACAGCGGACUUGUACGAGCGUCGCAACAUUCCGCAAGUCACGCUCUGCCUCUACGCCUUGAGUCGAUUGACGCAGAAACAUCCCGAAUACACGGGUCCCCGCCUGGGUCCCAAAAUGGCCGAAAAGAACGAACGCGAGUUUACCGAGGAACAGUUACGCGCCCACGAGGGACACAUUGGACUUCAAGCCGGAUUUAACAAAGGAGCUUCACAGGCCGGCGUCGGAGCCUUCGGAAAUACCCGGCACAUGUGAGAAAUAACAACAACAACAACAAAAGAGAGCCCACCCAAGAGAAACGAUAGCGGUAAAUCAGCAAUCAAACAUAAAUUGUAAUCCCACUCCCUCUUCUUUGUUAUCUUCAACUAAGAAACUGACAUUUAAAAAUUGAAAAAAGAAAAGGAUACAAUCGACAAAUAAUUUCUUUCCCUUUUUGGCAGACUAGCAUAUUUUUUUUUUUUUUUAAUUUCAGUGCCGAUAAAUUAAAAAAAAAAAAGAAAAGAAAAAGGGCGGGUUCAUUUGAACCACUCGUAACUAUUUGGCAGCCCAAUUCUAAUUGCGAACAAGAAAGCUAUAAAAAGGUUUUCUAUCGUAGGUCUAUUACUACACACCACUCACAGCGUGCUCUAUAAUUUUAGGGAUCUGCACUAUUAAAUUUUCACGAUUAAAAAACAAAAAAACAAAAUUGAUUUUUUAAAACUCUUUUGCACCGCCAAAAGACGCACAUUCUCACUGUCCUUAAAUAAUUUGCCCUCUGCCUCUAUCCUCCUUCUCUGUUUUCACAAAUGACGUUUCAUGUAUAAUUAUUCAUUUCAUUGUUUGUUUUAAUUAUAUUAACUGCAAGAGUUAAACUGUCCGUUAAACUGUAAGUGUCUUAUGAAAUGAAUAAAUUAAAAGGAGCAAAAAAAUAA
Daphnia magna is the source of this 1322-nucleotide messenger RNA. RefSeq names its product muscle-specific protein 20. Gene Ontology annotation, biological process: actomyosin structure organization. NCBI's taxonomy places the organism in Eukaryota, Metazoa, Arthropoda, Branchiopoda, Diplostraca, Daphniidae. Gene Ontology annotation, molecular function: actin binding. Bases 157 to 666 code for a protein of 169 amino acids. The record is from RefSeq and is a predicted model, not a curated record. The transcript is spliced from 4 exons.